Gossypium raimondii (Peruvian cotton) is the source of this 3422-nucleotide messenger RNA. RefSeq lists its product as uncharacterized. The transcript has 16 exons. Gene Ontology annotation, cellular component: nucleus; P-body; CCR4-NOT core complex. The record is from RefSeq and is a predicted model, not a curated record. Bases 144 to 2807 code for a protein of 887 amino acids. NCBI's taxonomy places the organism in Eukaryota, Viridiplantae, Streptophyta, Magnoliopsida, Malvales, Malvaceae. Gene Ontology annotation, biological process: regulation of DNA-templated transcription; nuclear-transcribed mRNA poly(A) tail shortening.
GAAACGCUCUUAAAACUUACUGGGUAACGGAAAUUCUCACUCGACGCGUAAAAUCGAAAAAUCAAUCAUUGCUAGGGUUUUUUCAUUUUAUCAUUUUGAAAUAAGUUCUCUGUAAUUCGCCCUCGAAACAUUCCGAUUCCGGAAUGGGAGCGAGUCGCAAGCUUCAAGGAGAAAUCGAUCGUGUUCUGAAGAAGGUCCAGGAAGGCGUUGAUGUCUUCGAUAGCAUCUGGAACAAGGUUUAUGAUACUGAUAAUGCGAAUCAGAAGGAAAAGUUUGAGGCAGACUUGAAGAAGGAAAUCAAAAAGCUGCAAAGGUACAGGGACCAGAUCAAGACAUGGAUUCAGUCCAGUGAGAUCAAGGAUAAAAAAGUUAGUGCAUCUUAUGAGCAGGCCCUGGUGGAUGCUCGGAAACAAAUUGAGCGUGAAAUGGAAAGAUUUAAGAUAUGUGAAAAAGAGACUAAGACAAAAGCAUUCUCUAAAGAAGGCUUGGGUCAACAGCCUAAAACUGAUCCAAAGGAGAAGGCUAAAUCAGAGACAAGGGAUUGGUUGAACAAUGUGGUUGGAGAGUUGGAAUCCCAGAUUGAUAGUUUUGAAGCUGAGAUUGAAGGGCUUUCUGUGAAGAAAGGGAAGACAAAACCACCUAGACUGACACACUUGGAGACAUCAAUUACCCGGCACAAAGCUCAUAUAAUGAAGUUAGAAUUGAUUUUGAGAUUAUUGGAUAAUGAUGAAUUGAGUCCAGAGCAGGUCAAUGAUGUGAAAGACUUCUUGGACGAUUAUGUUGAACGUAAUCAGGAGGACUUUGAUGAAUUUAGUGAUGUUGAUGAGCUCUACAACUCUUUAGCUUUAGACAAGGUGGAUGCUCUUGAAGAUCUGGUUGCUAUUGGUCCUCUUUCCAAGGCUGCACCGAUUCUUGGAUUGAAGCCAUCUUUGGCAUCAUCAACAUCUCAAGGGCCGCAGGUUAGUUCCUCCCUGGAGCAUGCAGAAGAUUCAGCUUCCCAGGAUAGUAAUUCUGAUAUAGCAAGGACUCCACCUUCAAAAAGUUGCGCAAUUACUUCUGCUACAGCAACACCGAGUGGAAGCCAUCCAAUCCCUGCUCCACUGAAUCUUUCACCUCAUAGUUUGUCUGGUGCUUCAACGCCUCCAAUUGUUCUUCCGGGUUCAAGUUCUGCUCGAAGUGUUUUGGAAAACACAGGCACCACCAAUCCGUCAUCUCCUGUAAAUUUGCCAAAUGCUACAAAAGAAGAAGAUAUCACAAGCUUCCCUGGCCGUAGGCCUUCUCCAUCUCUUACUGAUACUGGAGUACGAGGCAUUGCUAGAGGAGGCCUCUCAGGUCAGCCUUCAUCUAGUAUUCCCCUUGUUUCUGGAAGUGUGGCUUCUGGCAAUGGAGCCCUUGGUGCGGUCCCUUCAGUCUCUGACAUGGCAAAAAGAACUAUUUUGGGGACUGAUGAAAGACCUGGAAACAGUAGCAUGGUGCAAUCUUUGGUAUCCCCUCUUAGUAACAGAAUGAUGUUGCCUCAGACAGCCAAGGCUAAUGAUGGAAGUGCAUCUGUUGAUUCUAGUAAUCCUAGUGAAUCUGCUGGAAUACCCGGCAGAGUUUUUUCCCCUUCAAUGGUUUCUGGUAUGCAGUGGAGGCCUGGAAGCUCCUUUCAGAAUCAAAAUGACCCGGGGCAGUUUCGUGGAAGAACUGAGAUAGCACCUGAUAUGAGGGAAAAAUAUUUGCAACGGCUCCAACAAGUGCAGCAACAAGGCCAUAGCAACCUGCUUGGUGUGCCUCUCGCCGGAGGAAAUCUUAAGCAGUUUUCUGCACAACAAGCCCCACUCAUGCAGCAGUUCAAUUCUCAAAGCUCUUCACUCUCUCUCCAAUCGGGUCUAGGACUUGGUGGCCAAGCACCUGGUUUUAAUAGUGUAACAGCUGCCAGCUUACAGCAGCAACAAAAUCCCAUGCAACAACAGUCUAGUCAACAGGCAUUGGCAACAAGUGUUCCAAAGGAUGGGGAUGUUGGGAAUGCAAAAGUUGAGGAACAACAACCGCACAAUUUACCUGAUGAUUCAAGUUCUGAAGCUGUUCCAACUUCUGGGCUUGCCAAGAAUCUUAUGAACGAGGAUGAGAUGAAAACUCAGUAUGCGAUUGAUUCUCCGGCUGCUGUAUCAGGCUCGUUGACAGAACCUGCUCCAGUUAUUAGGGAUGUUGAUCUUUUUCCUGGGCAACCCUUACAAUCUAACCACUCUUCUAGUGGACUUGGCGUUAUUGGCUGGAGAAGUGUUACUGAUUUUGGUGCCAUUGGUGACAACCUCAGUGGCUCAAUGAAUACUGGAGGAAUGCAUGAUCAACUAUACAAUUUGCAGAUGCUUGAGGCUUCAUACUAUAAAAUUCCCCAACCUAAAGACUCAGAACGUGCUAGGAGCUACACUCCAAAACACCCUGCUGCAACACCUGCUAGCUACCCUCAAGUUCAGGCACCGAUUGUGAAUAAUCCUGCCUUCUGGGAACGCAUAAGCUUAGAUGGGUAUGGCACUGGCACUGAUACACUGUUCUUUGCAUUUUAUUAUCAGCAGAAUACUUACCAACAAUAUCUGGCCGCAAAGGAACUGAAGAAGCAGUCUUGGAGAUACCACAGAAAAUACAACACAUGGUUUCAGCGGCAUGAGGAACCAAAAAUCGCCACUGAUGAAUUUGAACAGGGAACGUAUGUAUACUUUGAUUUUCACAUAGCAAAUGAUGACCACCAACAUGGAUGGUGUCAGAGAAUUAAGACGGAGUUCACAUUUGAGUAUAACUAUCUUGAAGAUGAACUUAUUUGCUGAAACGUAAUGUAAGUUGUGUUUCUGUCACCCCCUGAAAUUUCAUUGCAACUUUUUGGAAAAGCCUCAUGACGAAGAUGAGAUGAGAUGUCAAGCUUUGAUUAGACGAUUCAUUUUCCAAUUAUGCCUUUUUUGUUGGAUAUUAGUUCUGUUGCAAUUCAUUGCAAUGAAAGACAUUGGGAACAUUGGCAGCAGUCUUUGUUAAUCUAUUGGCAUCAUUUGGGUUAUAUUGCAUUUAAACAGAAAAAAAAAUGAAAGACAUUUUAUGGGGAACAUUGGUAUCAAUCUUUGGAUUAGUGAAGAACUUUGGGACCAAAUAGAAUGUGUUUUAACUUUCGGUUUAUAUUUGAUUCCCUAGCUCAAGUGGGUACGGUAUGUAUGAUGUUGAUAAAUUAUUGGACUUUAGCUUGAGGAUACUUGGAGUUUAAAAUAUAGAUAUAGAGAUAUAGAUGUUCAUGCAUUGGAAUAUGAAUGUAGAUUUGGUUUUUGUUUCUAUUUGUUCAGGUUCAGUUUUAAUUGAAUCAGAAAGUUGUAUUAUUUUGUUCAAGGAAGCCUACCAUUGUAACUAAAGACAUCCUUAUUCUUUGAUUUAUAUUCAAGGACUAAAGUAUUCCUUAA